UGGCCUGAGAAUAAAACUGUUCAUGCAAUGAAUUCAUCAGACAUAAAUAAGAAGCUGGUUUCCCUCUAACAGCAAGAAGUCUGAAGAAGCUACCAUUGAAAAAGACAUCAUGAAGACUCUUCCAGUUAUUCUGCUUCUGGCACUGGCAGCUGCAGUAGCCUUUGCAUAUGACUCAUAUGAGAGCCACGAAUCGCUUGAAGUAUAUGAUCCCUUCCUUAACUCAAGAAAAGCCAACUCAUUUAUGAAUUCCCAGGCCAAAAACCAGCGUAUGAAUGAGAGAAUCCGUGAGCGCAACAAGAGCCCACGAGAGCGCCAACGAGAAGCCUGUGAAGACUAUGAUCCUUGUGAACGAUAUGCUUUGCGUUAUGGGUUCACUGCUGCCUACAAGCGUUACUUUGGACAGCGCCGUGGAGAGAAAAAGUAGAGAAGAACCAUAAAGAAGAACAACAUUUAUGUAGAAGAAAGGAUUAAAGCGUCUGCACGUUCUACUAUGUAGUGAGACACUUCUGCACUCUGUCCUUGCUCUACCCAACAAGAUAAUCCCUAUGUCUCUAUGUUGCAGUCACUUCCCAUGUGUAAAAUAAAUUGCAUUAAUACAUUGCAUUAAUUCUGACAUAUUGUUCAAGCUAAAUUCUCUUUCUUUUAGAAAAUGUCUUGGUUUUAAAAAAUAAAAUGCUGCUUUUAUAAAUAAAA
Xenopus laevis (African clawed frog) is the source of this 693-nucleotide messenger RNA. RefSeq names its product matrix Gla protein L homeolog (gene mgp.L). NCBI's taxonomy places the organism in Eukaryota, Metazoa, Chordata, Amphibia, Anura, Pipidae. The transcript is spliced from 5 exons. Gene Ontology annotation, biological process: regulation of bone mineralization. The record is from RefSeq and is a predicted model, not a curated record. The coding region runs from base 110 to 424 and encodes 104 amino acids. Gene Ontology annotation, molecular function: calcium ion binding. Gene Ontology annotation, cellular component: extracellular matrix; extracellular region.